Messenger RNA from Gavia stellata (red-throated loon), 1101 nucleotides. RefSeq names its product NK2 homeobox 1 (gene NKX2-1). The transcript is spliced from 3 exons. Gene Ontology annotation, cellular component: nucleus. Bases 1 to 1101 code for a protein of 366 amino acids. Gene Ontology annotation, biological process: cell differentiation; regulation of transcription by RNA polymerase II. Lineage: Eukaryota; Metazoa; Chordata; Aves; Gaviiformes; Gaviidae. Gene Ontology annotation, molecular function: RNA polymerase II cis-regulatory region sequence-specific DNA binding; DNA-binding transcription factor activity, RNA polymerase II-specific. The record is from RefSeq and is a predicted model, not a curated record.
AUGCUCCACGCCCUGAGCAGCUGGAGGAGCAACUGUGCGUGCGCUGCGGAAGGCCGCCGAAUCAUGUCGAUGAGCCCAAAGCAUACGACUCCUUUCUCAGUGUCUGACAUCUUGAGUCCUUUGGAGGAAAGCUACAAGAAAGUGGGCAUGGAGGGCAGUAACUUGGGGGCUCCCUUGUCAGCCUACAGACAGUCUCAGGUUUCUCAGCCGGCCAUGCAGCAGCACCCCAUGGGCCACAACGGAACAGUGACUGCCGCCUACCAUAUGACAGCGGCAGGGGUCCCCCAGCUCUCCCAUGCUACGAUGGGGGGCUACUGCAAUGGGAACCUGGGCAACAUGAGCGAGCUCCCGCCUUACCAGGACACCAUGCGGAACAGCGCUUCGGCGACAGGAUGGUACGGCACCAACCCGGACCCCCGCUUCUCCUCAAUCUCCCGCUUCAUGGCGCCGUCCUCGGGCAUGAACAUGGGCGGCAUGGGCAGCCUCGGCUCCCUGGGGGACGUGAGCAAGAGCAUGGCCCCGCUCCAGAGCACGCCGCGGAGGAAACGGCGGGUCCUUUUUUCCCAGGCCCAGGUUUACGAGCUGGAGAGACGUUUCAAGCAGCAGAAAUACCUCUCCGCCCCGGAGAGGGAACAUUUAGCCAGCAUGAUACAUCUCACCCCGACUCAGGUCAAAAUCUGGUUCCAGAACCACCGCUACAAGAUGAAACGCCAGGCCAAAGACAAGGCUGCGCAGCAGCAGAUGCAACAGGAGAACGGCUCUUGCCAGCAGCAGCAGUCUCCCAGAAGGGUGGCGGUGCCAGUGCUUGUAAAGGAUGGCAAGCCCUGCCAAGCAGGCUCCAACACACCCACAGCAGCUAUCCAGAGCCAUCAGCAGCAGGCAGCGACAACGAUCACAGUGGCUACCAAUGGCAACAGCCUCGGACAGCAUCAGAGCCACCAGACAAACAGUGCGGGGCAGUCUCCAGACAUGGGACAGCACUCGGCCAGCCCUUCCUCUCUGCAGAGCCAAGUCUCCAGUUUGUCUCACCUAAACUCUUCUACUUCUGACUAUGGCACUGCCAUGUCUUGCUCCACCUUGCUAUACGGUAGGACCUGGUGA